CAAAGUGUUAUAUAGGACCGACCCCAAAUUUCAUUCUAACACGCUAUCCAUUAGAAUCGGGAGAACGAAGAAGAUGAAAGAGCAGAAACCCAACCCCGACCGCCGAGAAAACACCGGCGGGCUUCUGACCCACAUAGCCAAAUUCGCUAUCGACUCCACCAUCAACUACUCUCUCAAAUUCAAAGCCCUUGCCGGUAGGAAGCAAGUGUAUGAAAUUGUGCAGGAACGAUUAAAGGAUCAAAUUCCUUCAACUUGUCUGGAUGACAAGAAGAAACCACAAGAUGUUAAGUUAGGGACGGAGGAGAUGCAAGCAAAAAUGGAGAAGAUGCAGGAAGAGUCGAAUAUUGUAAAACUGCAGCAUCAGAUAUCAGCCAAACCUGUAAAGAGAUCAGAUCAUCCAAAAAAGAUGCCUGAUGAAAGCAUUCAUGGAUCAGAUGUUCCUGAGAAUAAUAGGAAAAAGAUCUUCAUCCGUUCCCGUCUUUAAAUGAGGUUUAUAUGAGUGAACGUAAAUGCCUGUAAAAGAAAGAAACAGUUGAGGUGAGAAAGAAAGGUAGCAAAUGAAUAUCGUAAUAGAAACAAUGUAAUGCAUAAUUGUAUUGGUGAGAAAUUGAAGUAUCUCAAGCUUUGAUUACAUUGUACUGUGUGAUCAAGUACAUUUUCACUGGAAACCUGGAAUUUGAUAGGGAUGUAAUCGAUCAUGAACUUGAGCUGGAUGGUGUCUGCUGUGUUGCAUAUAC
Molecule: messenger RNA, 737 nt
Organism: Fragaria vesca subsp. vesca
Lineage: Eukaryota; Viridiplantae; Streptophyta; Magnoliopsida; Rosales; Rosaceae
Exons: 2
Coding region: 74-484 (136 amino acids)
Source: RefSeq, a predicted model, not a curated record